AUGCUGCCGCCACGGCGCCUCCUGCUGCAGCGACGCCUCCUUAGAUCGCAGGGCCUGCAGCAAGACUGCGGGCGGCACAAGCAUCAAGUUCAUGAAUGUCGUGAGCGCGCAUCUUUCCAUGCGGAAUUUCUCGCCGCCGCUGCUGCUGCAAGUCAGGCAGAAAGUCGUCCCCAUGCGCGCAGCAGCGCCGACAGCAAAGUGUAUUGGGCCCUGCAUUGCUGCCGACAGCUGCACAGGAGCCACCUUGCAAAAAAGCUAGAGCGGCAAAGCAUCCGGAGGCUGAAGCACCUCGAUGAAGUUCCCAAUGCAGCCGCUGCAGCUGCAGCAACCAGAGCAGCAGCUGCAGUGGGUGACGGCUUGCCCCUCAGGAUCGAGAAGGAGACGUUCGCUAGAGAGCUGCUGCUGCAGCGCCACGCUAUCGCCGCUCUCUUUACAGACGAUCAGAAGUCUGCCCUCUUCAACAGGAAGGCAAACUCGGCGGAUCGGCCAGCUGACAAUCCACCGCACAGUGCAGCAGGCCAUGCAGGAGCAGCGCCGCCAGUCAGAAAAGAGUUGUCUCCUGCGCAGCAGCAACAGCUGAAUAGGCAUCUCCGAAAUGCCAUGAAGGCGUGGAGUCUCUUGCGGCCAGAAGCAGAGCCCUUCUACAAGGAAGACGCCAUGCUGAAUUUGGAGAGCCGACUGAACUCCCUGACCCUCGAGCAUUCUUCCUUGCAGCAAGAACUGCUCAAGCAGCAGGAGCAGCAAGAGCUAGAGGACGGGCUUGUCCCCCCUACAGGCGCAGUUGCAGCGUGGCUGGCGGGUCACCUCUCUCGCGUAAUCGCUAACCAGAAGCGAUAUGCUUUGCUGCCUGUAGUGUCACCGCAGCCGAUCAGCGCGACGGCUCCCCCGGUGUCUCUAUCUCCCACGUAUAGCAGUAAGAACGGGAGCUCUCCUCAAGACAGCAUUGAUGCGCGCUUCGCAGCAUUCGUCGUGUCUCGCUUGCGCGAUCCGCUGUACGACAUGGGAAGAGACUGUCUCUUCGAUUCGUGGCUAGUCAAGGAAGACGCCAUUGACAACCUCAUCCUCAAAGCCGAUCUCGCGGAUGCCCCGCAGGCACUGAAGGGGCUAGCUGCCUUCUUUCAGCUUACGGGAGCCAAUGGCGCAGAAGUCUAUACUCCCGAAGUCGAAGCAGCAGUUUCCCGCCUCUUCGGGACGCUUUCGGAUGUCGGCCUCUCUGACUGGCUGCGCGCUGUGCCGGAGAUGUUUGAGGCCUUUUUGCCGCAUGGAGAAAUCCCCUACACUUCCGUCAGCCCGGAAGACAUGGCGACUGCUCGGCUCCUCUUGGCAGCAGCAACAAAGGGCAAAGGGAACCUCUUGGAUUUUGAUGCGGCAAGCCCCUUCAAGCUGUUGCAUGGAAUUCCCGCAAAGACUGUGGAAGAGGAGUUGAGGGCUCUACCGGAGAAUCCGCUCCUGCCGUCGGCAGAGCUCGAGAAACACUUCAACGUGGAAGAGGCUGCGCGCUGCAUCGCUCCAUCGGCAGAAGGCACCAUAGCGGGAGGUUCCCAAACAGCCGCCGAUGAGACCCUAAAAAAGUUCAAAGCCAAGUUUGGCAUCACUCCUCUUGAAGCACUCGUUGAUGACGAGCUCAAGUUUGUGCAGACAGCAGGCCCUGCGGAGUGGCAAUUGCAAGACUGUAGCGGCGGCAGCGGUGAGCACGGCAGUGGUAGCAACGCCUCGGAAGCGCCUUCAUUAGCAGAGCGAGACGGUGCAUCAGCAGGAGACGGUCUGGUGUUUGCCGGGUGGAAAUGGAAGCGGCCAAGCCAAACGGUGCGAGACGCAUCUCGAGGCGUGUAUGUAAGGGAGCGGGGAGGUGUUGACCCUCAACUGGCGCUACAUGAAUUGCGGCAGACCCUCUUGCAGGCUAACAGGAUGAUGGCGAUGACGAAGCAGGGCCGCGUGUACUAUUAUCGCGCCAUCGUCGCAGUCGGCAACGGCCGAGGUCUCUUUGGAAUUGGCAUCGGAUUUGGAUCAAAGCCCAAGGACGCGCGCAGCAGCGCGGCUCUAUCCGCAAUUCAAAAUCUGAAACUUCUGGACUUAGAUGACGCCAGGAUUCUGACGACACCCCAGCACGGUCAGGAGUACUCGGCGCACGUUAAGAAAACCACCACGUGCGAGCCAUGUAGAGGCGCUACACGCGCCGCGCGGGAGACAAUUCGGGCAGGAUGA
Cyclospora cayetanensis is the source of this 2205-nucleotide messenger RNA. RefSeq lists its product as uncharacterized. Gene Ontology annotation, molecular function: RNA binding; structural constituent of ribosome. Gene Ontology annotation, biological process: translation. The record is from RefSeq and is a predicted model, not a curated record. Bases 1 to 2205 code for a protein of 734 amino acids. Gene Ontology annotation, cellular component: ribosome. Lineage: Eukaryota; Apicomplexa; Conoidasida; Eucoccidiorida; Eimeriidae. The transcript has 11 exons.